GGUCAUACUGCAAAUCGUUUCUGCUUGUCAUUUUGCUCUGAAUUCUUUGCCGCAAAUCGCAGAUAAUUUCGCGAAAUAAAGGACUCGCAGAAGAGUAAGCUCCUUGAAAAACAAAGCAGCCUGGCAUCUGACAAGCGGUGCAGCAGUCACAGUAAAAGCCCGAACCGAAAACUUAAAAAAUAGAAAACAUGCCGUCGGCGGAGGUGAGCGUAAACAAAGUGAUAGUGCAUCCACUGGUCCUUUUAUCCGUGGUGGAUCACUUUAACCGAAUGGGAAAGAUCGGCAACCAAAAGCGUGUCGUAGGGGUCCUUCUGGGUUGCUGGCGCUCGAAGGGAGUCCUCGAUGUAUCUAACAGCUUUGCAGUUCCCUUCGACGAAGACGAUAAGGACAAGUCUGUGUGGUUCCUGGAUCACGAUUAUCUGGAAAACAUGUACGGCAUGUUUAAAAAGGUGAAUGCCAGGGAACGAGUCGUUGGAUGGUAUCACACAGGACCCAAGCUCCACCAGAACGACAUAGCCAUCAACGAGCUGGUUAGGCGUUACUGCCCCAACUCCGUGCUAGUUAUCAUUGACGCUAAGCCCAAGGAUCUGGGCCUGCCCACGGAGGCUUACAUAUCCGUGGAGGAAGUCCAUGAUGAUGGCUCGCCGACCAGCAAAACUUUUGAGCAUGUGCCCAGCGAAAUUGGCGCUGAGGAGGCGGAGGAAGUGGGCGUGGAGCAUUUGCUACGCGACAUCAAGGACACCACUGUGGGCAGCCUCUCGCAGAAGAUCACCAACCAGCUAAUGGGACUGAAGGGUUUGAACGCACAGCUGCGGGACAUCAAGCAGUAUCUGCAGCGCGUGGGCGAUAGCAAGAUGCCCAUCAACCACCAGAUUGUGUACCAACUGCAGGACAUCUUUAAUUUGCUGCCCGACAUUACCAACGACCAGUUUACAGGAACCAUGUACGUAAAGACUAACGAUCAGAUGCUGGUCGUGUACUUGGCCUCCAUGGUGCGCUCGAUCAUCGCCCUGCACAACCUGAUCAACAACAAGCUGGCGAAUAGGGAUGCCGAGGAAGGCAAGACCGACAGCAAGGAGGCGAAGGAGAAAAACAAGGAGAGCAAGGACAAAGACAAUAAGGAGACAAAGGACAAGGACGGCAAGAAGACCGAGGAGAAGGCCGACAAGGGCAAGGACGAAGGAGGCAAGGGUUCGCGCAAAUAGGAGCGAAAGAAGAAGCGCAAGCCCCGUCGCAAGCGAAAGAAGCAGGGGCCGCAGGACUAGCUGCUGCUUCUUGUGGCACUUCGUAGGAAGUGGAACAACACCUCUAUAUUAUUAGGCGUGGGUGUGCAAUGGCCUCAGAGAAACAAACAUUGCCUCCAUUCAUCGAUCAUUGUCCCCAUGAAAUCAAGCUCCCUCUUUAUUAUUUCGCCAGCUACGCGUAACUAACUAACGGCAAGUUUAUGUAAUUAAAAAUUAAAUAAUUUAAACACUCUGA
This is a messenger RNA of Drosophila ficusphila, 1479 nucleotides long. It is a transcript of the gene Rpn8, whose product is annotated as 26S proteasome non-ATPase regulatory subunit 7. Gene Ontology annotation, cellular component: proteasome complex; proteasome regulatory particle. Bases 189 to 1205 code for a protein of 338 amino acids. Gene Ontology annotation, biological process: proteasome-mediated ubiquitin-dependent protein catabolic process. Gene Ontology annotation, molecular function: metallopeptidase activity; protein binding. The record is from RefSeq and is a predicted model, not a curated record. The transcript is spliced from 2 exons. NCBI's taxonomy places the organism in Eukaryota, Metazoa, Arthropoda, Insecta, Diptera, Drosophilidae.